Molecule: messenger RNA, 2150 nt
Organism: Leguminivora glycinivorella
Lineage: Eukaryota; Metazoa; Arthropoda; Insecta; Lepidoptera; Tortricidae
Gene: Arp6
Product: actin-related protein 6
Exons: 3
Coding region: 167-1351 (394 amino acids)
Cellular component (GO): Swr1 complex
Molecular function (GO): nucleosome binding
Source: RefSeq, a predicted model, not a curated record
GCUGCCUAUUGUUGUUUUUGAGCUAAAUUGAAUAAGAAAUAGCAUUGAAACAGCCUGUAAUUAAGCGAAAAUCCAUAUUACAAUACCUUUCAUCUUGUGCAAUGAUAAAGUUGGUAUAAAUAGCGCGUUUCUUUGAUAAAUUUUGUUUGCCCGGCAUCUGUACACCAUGUCCGAUUCUUCCUGUUAUAUCUUGGAUAAUGGAGCUUAUACAGCCAAAGUGGGCUUCUCCACGCUCGAGCCAAAGAUUGUACCUAACUGCAUCAUGAAAGCGAAGUCCGAACGACGUCGGCCGUUCAUAGGAUCUCAGAUAGACGAUUGCCGGGACGCUUCAGGACUUUUCUACAUAUUACCUUUUCAAAAAGGGUUUCUAAUCAACUGGGAUACACAGAAAACAGUCUGGGACUACAUGUUUAGUAAAGAAUGCUGUCCAGUGAACUUCAACGAAGUCCCAUUGAUAGUUACCGAGCCUUUGUUCAAUUUCUCCUCAAUACAAGAGGCUAUGACUGAAAUUUUCUUUGAAGAGUACGAAUGUCAGACUCUUUUGAGGAUAAAUGGGACAGAUUUAGCUGAGUAUAAGUAUAGAAAGGCACAUAAUAAUGACUGUACAGUUAUUGUUGACUCCGGUUAUAGUUUUACGUAUAUAGUUCCUUAUAUUAAAGGGAAGAAGUUUAAAGAAGGCAUAAUUAGGAUAGAUAUUGGUGGGAAAGUGUUGACGAACCAUUUGAAGGAGAUUGUGUCGUAUCGGCAGCUGAAUGUGCUGGACGAGACGUAUGUGAUAAAUCAGGUGAAAGAGGACUCUUGCUUUGUGUCAGAAGAUUUUAUGAGGGACAUGGCUAUUGCUAAGGAGAAAGGAUCAAAAAACUCAAUAAUAAAGGACUAUGUGCUUCCUGACUACACGAGUAUCCGGCGUGGCUACCUGCGGGAUGUGAUGAAGCCUGACGAGGAACUGGAGCAGCAGACCCUUCGGCUCAAUAAUGAGAGGUUCACCAUCCCGGAGCUACUGUUCCAUCCUUCAGAUGUCGGCAUCCCUCAAAUGGGCAUACCUGAAGCGAUCAUGCACUCCAUCGACUUAUGCCCCGAAGAGCACAAGGAGAGUCUCCUCGCUAACAUCCUCCUCUACGGAGGCAACACUCUCUUCCCCGGCUUCAGAGACAGAGUAUACAAUGAUGUCCGCUCAUUCGCUUUAGACCACUUUGAUGUAAAUGUAACACUAGCUGAGAACCCGUUGACCUAUGCUUGGGAGGGGGGUAAGGAGAUAUACAGAGAUACGGAGUUCUAUUCGUUCUGUGUUACUAAAGAGGAGUACGAUGAGGAGGGGAAAGCGUUGGCGUUUGAGCGUUUUGAUAUAUAGCGGCCGAAGCGAGCGCGGCGGGAGACCGUUGCCUCGUGAAAAACAAGAAAAAAUCGUAGGGAUACUAAGAAUCUUACAGAAGAUCCAGCCCAAGCGUGGAUCCAGCUUCGUGCCCGGGGGAGUGGGGGGGGGCACGUGGCAAGGUCCGACCCCCAAUAUGAUAUUGUUAAAGUGGGCCUAGAUCGUAUUCGAAAACUAAGAACUAAAUUAAAUAGUGUUCAAAUGAUGACAACUACAAAAUAAAUCAUAAUGCUCCUUUUUGACACGGCUCAUAGGAGCUUGGGGUCCGCUUUGACAACUAAUCCCAAGAUUUGGCGUUGGCACUAGUUUUGCGAAAGCUUCAAAAUAAAUAAGUAUAGAAAAUUAACUUUAUGUUCGAAUUGGACUUACGUAUCUAGAGAGUUCUUACAUAUUUUUUAUAGGUAUCUUAAGGCAAAUUUCAAGAACUAUAAAACAUAAAUAUCAUGAAAGUGUGUGAAGCGAAAGUGGUUUGUCAGGAUCGCAGUAAAUGGAAAUCCGUGAUCUCUGCCUACCCCUCUGGGAAACAGGCGUGAUUGUAUGUAUGUAUGUACGUGUAUAAAUAUGCUAGAACAAUAACGUAUCUAUUAAAAAUACAACUACUCUGUAUCUCUACUCUUGUGGCCAAAAUGUAGAUAACAUUGAAGUUUAUAAUUAUAGUCUGGUAAACCAUUUCAGUAGAAAACGGUUGUAGAAUAAUUAAUUCUAUAUCAUAGCAUUGGGUCUCAAAAUUUUGAAACUUGCCAGUUUUUGACAGAAGUGGUUUGUCAGACUCAGACUA